This is a messenger RNA of Labrus mixtus (cuckoo wrasse), 1411 nucleotides long. RefSeq names its product secretagogin-like. The coding region runs from base 90 to 908 and encodes 272 amino acids. Gene Ontology annotation, molecular function: calcium ion binding. The record is from RefSeq and is a predicted model, not a curated record. Gene Ontology annotation, cellular component: nucleus; dendrite; cytosol. Lineage: Eukaryota; Metazoa; Chordata; Actinopteri; Labriformes; Labridae. Gene Ontology annotation, biological process: regulation of long-term synaptic potentiation; regulation of presynaptic cytosolic calcium ion concentration. The transcript is spliced from 11 exons.
AACCAAGGAGGCAACUGAACAGGGUUACACAGUUUGUCCACUCAGUCUUGUGUUGAAGUUAACAGCUGUCUUUUCUGUUCCUUUAUAAAAUGGAAAGUGCUUUUGAUAACCUGGAUGCUGCUGGUUUUCUGGAAAUCUGGCAACACUUUGAUGCAGAUGAUAAUGGCUACAUUGAGGGCAAAGAGUUAGAUGAGUUUUUCCGUCACAUGAUGAAGAAACUGGAGCCACAGGAGAAAGUUACUGAGGAGAGAGUUCAGAGACUGAAACAGAGGUUUAUGUCGGCCUAUGAUGUCAUCGCUGAUGGGAGACUACAGAUCCAGGAGUUGGCCAAUAUGAUCCUCCCUGCGGAUGAGAACUUCCUGUUAAUUUUCCGCAGAGAAACUCCUCUGGACAACAGCGUAGACUUCAUUAAGAUCUGGAAGAACUACGAUGUUGACUGCAGCGGCUACAUCUCUGCUCAGGAACUCAAGGCUUUCCUGAAAGACUUGUUCCAGCAGCAUCAGAAGGAAGUGCCUUCUGACAAGCUGGAGGAGUACACAGACACAAUGAUGAAAAUCUUUGACAAAAACAAGGAUGGCUGUUUGGAUUUGAAUGACUUGGCCAGGAUCUUGGCUUUGGAGGAAAAUUUCUUGCUCCAGUUCCAGAUGGAUGCGUGCAGUAAAGAGGAGAGAUGGAGAGACUUUGACAAGAUCUUCACCCAUUAUGAUGUUAGUAAGACGGGAGCGCUGGAGGGUCCUGAGGUUGACGGCUUGGUCAAAGACAUGAUGGGGCUGGCCAGGCCCAACAUCACGGGUCCCGAGCUUGACAAGCUGCGAGCUAUUCUGCUGCGUCACUGUGAUGUCAACAAGGACGGAAAGAUCCAGAGAAAUGAGCUGGCUCUGUGUCUGGGAGUCAAAUCUAAAGUUUAGUUAAACAGUUGUUUUGUAUUUAUGACACUGCAUUAUGAAACAAUGACAAUGACUAGUUGUAAUGUUGAAAUGGUAGACUUUCAUAUAAUCUGUUAAGGUCAUUUCAGGUCAUAGCUCAAUGUUAUUUGAUCCUUAAUAUGAUUGAAACAUAAUUUGACAGUGUGUGAUGGAAAGUGCAUUUUGAAUGACAGUUUUUCCUGCAUGUUGAACUCUGAAAGACUCAAAUGAAAUGUUACUGUGUUUUUGGUUUAGUUGGCUGCCUGUGCUGUAGGUUUGUGGCAUAUUUGUCAGUUUGUUAGUUAGUAGUCAUGUGAGUUAAGAUUAAGAAAACUAAAUGUUUGGAAUUGCACAACAGUUUUUGUGUUACUUUGCUGCUGAAGUUUUUGAUAGCUAUUUCUGACAUUAUCCAAUUGGAUGUUUCCCUGCAAAGUAUGCUGAUCGCAUGAUGUUAUAAAUGUGAUAUAAUGGGUUGUAGAGGGAAAUAAAACUAUGAUAUGCAAUGA